AUGUCAAUUGAAAGUGAUACAGAUCCAGAAAAUAGCGGAGUCCAUAUAAGUGCAUCACUACGUGAUGUUCUAUUUGAUCCAGUAUUUGCAUGUGCUGCAGCAGCUGCUGGUAGUCCAACAGUUGGUGGAAUCAGUUCAGUUAAUACUAUUAAUGGACGUUUACAACAGUAUAUACAAUCACUCGAUCCUGACGUUCAAUUAUCAACACUCAAUGAAUUAUGCUCUGGAAGUUUCAAAAAAUAA
Messenger RNA from Rotaria sordida, 243 nucleotides. The record is from the annotation of a GenBank genome assembly. NCBI's taxonomy places the organism in Eukaryota, Metazoa, Rotifera, Eurotatoria, Philodinida, Philodinidae.